AUGACACGGAAGAGAAACUGGGGUGAGAAAGAAACCGUGGUACUCACUAAAGAGUGUAGUGCUAUAAUACAAAAGAAGCUCCCACAGAAAUUGAAAGACCUUGGGAGCUUCCCAUUGCCUUGUGUCAUUGGGGAUAUGAACAUUAAGAAGGCACUAUGCGAUCUAGGAGCAAGCAUAAACCUCAUGUCUUUGGCUAUGAUGAAAGGAAUGAGAAUAGAAGAGGCUAAACCAACAAGAAUGGCACUUCAAUUGGCUGACAGAACCUUUAAAUUUCCUCAUGGUGUGGUGGAAAAUCUAUUGGUGAAAGUGGAGAAGUUCAUCUUCCCAGCCGAUUUCAUUGUGCUUGACAUGGAGGAAGAAGCCAACACAUCCAUCAUCCUAGGAAGGCCAUUCCUAGCUACUGCUGGAGCCAUAAUUGAUGUUGAAAAAGGUGAGUUAGUCUUGAGGUUACAUGAAGAGAAGAUGGUCUUCAGUGUUUUCAAGGCAAGGAGCAACCCCAAAGAAUCCAUUGGUGAAUGCAUGAUGGUGGACACAAUUGAGACCCAAGUUCAAGGAGUCCUAGAGGAAGAACUAUGUGAAGAAACCCAAGAGCAAGAUCAACAAGUCCCAUGUGGUGAGCCAUCACUAGAGGCUAUGAAAGAACAAAUCAUGCUUGACAAGACAAAGAAAUUGGAAAUAGAGGCACCAAAGUUGGAGCUAAAAGCUCUACCCUCAAACUUGAAGUAUGCCUACUUGGAUGAUAGCAACACAUACCCAGUGAUCAUAAAUUCAAGCUUGAAUGAACAACAAGAAAAAGAGCUAAUCUAG
Messenger RNA from Arachis stenosperma, 807 nucleotides. RefSeq lists its product as uncharacterized. The transcript has a single exon. The record is from RefSeq and is a predicted model, not a curated record. The coding region runs from base 1 to 807 and encodes 268 amino acids. Lineage: Eukaryota; Viridiplantae; Streptophyta; Magnoliopsida; Fabales; Fabaceae.